Messenger RNA from Gordionus sp. m RMFG-2023, 3935 nucleotides. Its product is annotated as autophagy-related protein 9A-like. Gene Ontology annotation, biological process: nucleophagy; autophagy of mitochondrion; protein localization to phagophore assembly site. NCBI's taxonomy places the organism in Eukaryota, Metazoa, Nematomorpha, Gordioida, Chordodea, Parachordodidae. The transcript is spliced from 11 exons. The record is from RefSeq and is a predicted model, not a curated record. The coding region runs from base 122 to 3046 and encodes 974 amino acids. Gene Ontology annotation, cellular component: phagophore assembly site; autophagosome.
CUCCCUCUUUUGGCAUUAAAAAUAUUUUUAUUAUUCAAAUAAAGACCAAUAUUUGGAUAUGGAUAUGAUUUCAUAAUAAAUACUAUGUGAACGAAGAUGCAUAUAAUUAGCACACUGAAUAAUGAAAUAUCACACAUUGAAAAAUAUUGCUUAUGAGAAUCCGUUUGCAAUUCCCGAUGACACCCUACAUAAUGAAGUUCCGCCAAUUGUUCACGUUACAGAGCCUACAAAUAAUAAAUUUCGAUGGCAUCACAUAGAAGAUUUGGACACUUUUUUUGCACGUAUAUACAAAUAUCAUCAAAAACAUGGAUUUAUAUGUAUGAUGGUUGAGGAAAUAUUGGAGGCUGUUCAAUUUAUGUUUAUAAUAUGUUUGUCAUUUUUUAUGAUACAAUGCAUCAACUAUUCUAUCAUAUUUAAGUUUCAUGAUUGGAUAUUAAUUAGUCCUAAUAAAACUAAAACAACAUUUGUAACUCAGCUAACACAUAAAGUGGAAGAACAAAAUGAUACAUAUCCAGAUUCAAUUAUUCCUUUAUCAAUAUGUGGAAGAAGAUAUUUAUCUGCUAAACCUAGCAACCCCUUUUGGUUCAUUUGCCUCCUCUUAGCUUGUUUGUUUCUUAUAGUUAGAUUGCUUAGAAUAAUCAGACAUUUUUUUCAGUACCUUGAAAUACGAUCAUUUUACAUCAAUGUUCUCAACAUACAAUCUCGUGACUUGCCAUACAUAACUUGGCGAACCGUGACUGACCGCCUAAAACUCGUCCACAAAACUACCCACAGGCUGAGCGUUCACAAAGCCGAACUAACGGAUUCUGAUAUUCUGCACCGGAUGCUUAGAUUCGAUAAUUAUUUCACUGCUUUGGUUGGAUAUGGUCAAAAUGGCAGGCUUAACGCUCAAUACAAUAACAACAUAAACGUAUUAGAUAAUAAAGGGGGACAAUCGGGGGGAGAUCUCUUACCGCUUAAUUUUAGAUUGCCCAUACUUGGGUGGGAUCUGUACGCGCUCAACCAGGGCUUGUCUUAUAAUCUCGAGCUGAUUUUGUUUAGAGGCCCGCUGUCUCCUUUCAAAACCAACUGGCAGCUCAGGGACGAAUACAAAAAAGCGGUUUGUCGCCUGGAAAUAGCUGAGAAAUUGAGGAAACGUAUCAUGAUUUACGGAAUUUUGAACUUAAUUCUAUCCCCGGCUAUUUUUAUGUGGCAAAUUUUAUACUACUUUUUCGCCUACGCCCAGAGUGUGAGAAAUGAUCCUGGAACAGCACUGGGUACCAGGGUUUGGUCACCAUACGCCCGCGUUUAUUUUCGCCAUUACAACGAACCAGAGCACGAGUUAAAGGUUAGGCUAGCUAGGGCUUACCCUUACUCGAUUCGAUUUGCCGCUUCCUUCAACUCCCGUUUAACUAUUCUGAUAGCUAAAUUUGGAGCAUUUUUUAGCGGUUCUCUCAUUAUAGCUGUUCUUGUAAUUUCUGCUACGAUAGCUUUUACGAGUCAAGCGCAAACACAAAUCAAGAAUCAAGGCAAUGAGGCAUCAGCUCUCUUAACACUUCUAACGCUUUUGGGAAUAAUAUACGGCGCUUGUCGCUCUUUGACUGGACCGGACCCUGACGGUGAUGAAUGCCCACUUCUCAACGUUCCCACCCAAAGAUCUUCUUCCCUUCAAAAGGUAUUGGCCCAUGUUCAUUAUUUGCCCGCUGAUUGGUUCGUUUCUUCCUCUGCAUUCAACAAAACCGAAGAUUUUCAAAGGGGCGAAAUCAUCCGGGACGCUUUUUGUUCUCGAUUUUUCGAACUCAAAUUGGCUCACUUUUUGCUCGAAACACUCAGUCCAGUUUUGAAUCCUUGGAUACUUUGCAAAGCUCUUGCACCUAAAAGCUUAGAAAUCGUGGACUUUUUCCGAAAUUAUACGAUUGAAAUUGAAGGCGUGGGUGAUGUUUGUUCGCUGGCCAAUGGACUACCCCCUUACUCACCUUUGCACAAUGAUUUAAAGCUUAUGAAACUAGAUCAAAGUGCUGACUCGGCCUGCAGUUGCCGAUCAGAUAAUGAUAACUUUCAAAGCCAAUCAAGUCAUGGUAACUUAACUCGGGAUAGUUAUACGUUAUCCAAUAGACCUCUUUUCCCUUACUGUCCAGUCGUGGAUAAAACUAAACUUUCUCUAAUAAAUUAUCUUGCGGCAGGUCAUGAUAAUCAAGAAAUCAACGUUUUAGAUCAAUUGAGCCCGAAGAAAAAGAAACCUGCAGGGGACACGUUGGGUGUGAACAACCAAAAGCGUGGCAAUAAUUUCGGCGGAUUAAAGGAAAGUAAAAAUGAGGGAGUGAACGAAAUAUUAGAUGAAGAAAAUAAUGUGAACGAAAAUUGUUUGAUGGAUUCGCUUCUGGUUAUGUCCACACUUGGGGGAGGUUACGCAAUGGUAGCCAACGAUUUAUUAGUAAAUGGCCAAAGUUCAUUCCUUAAGAAUAAUGUCCUCAGCUCUAUAUGUAAUACUUACAAGGAGAGUAGUGAUAAAAUUAGGAGUGCCAACUUUGUUCGGAAUUCUUUGAUCCCACAACCACUCCUAACUUCCUUGCAGAAUUUUCUCCCAGACUCUGAUAUGGUUAGGCGAUUCGAAAGGAAUAAAUUUAUACCUCAUGGAAAAAACACCGUUUUGCCCCUAUCCGUGGUUGACAUGAGUCUCACCGUUUUGUUUUAUUAUAAUAAAUACUCUAAAAGCACUUUCACCACGAAUUACCAUGUUCGAGAACAAAACGAAUUCGACCUAGAUUUACCGAAAAGCGAAUACAGCUCUUUAUCUAAACUAUUUCAAACUUCGAUUCAAAGGCUUAUAAAAUCAUCUAUUCUAAAGACAACAAUUAAUCAUCGUCAAGGAAAAAAUAAUCAAAUCUGGAAAUCUAAUAAUUUUGGUCAUAUUUUAUCCGCCAAUCAUAAUGAUAAGAAUGUAGAAGUGUAUUGCGACGAAUCAAAAGGCGAUAAAGAACACGCCAGAAAAUCGAAUAAAAGAGAUGACGUGGAUGAAUCCGACGAAAAUUAUCCUCUUCUGAUGAAGAGUUACCAUCCCGUGUAACGGAUUUUUGGAAAAUAUUUAUUGCGUUAUUUUGAAAUAGGUUUUUAUUAUUUAAAACACUAUUUUAAAAUGUAUAUUUUAGAAUGAUAAAAUCAUGUGAAUUAAUUACGUACGAUUUGACAUUUAUAAGAAUUAUAUAUUUAACCAAAUAUUUAUUUAUGUAUCAUAUAGGCAUAGUCAGGAACCCCCCUUCCCCCUCACUUUUAUUAGAAAAUCCUAUCAGACUAUGCUAUAUGAUAAGCGCGCCAUUUAUGCUUAUACCCUUUUAAACCAAAAUUAAACAUUAUAUUAUAAAAAAAAUUAUAUUUAUAGUAAUCUCUAUAUUAUUUAUAUUAACCCAAUAAUGAGAUGGGCAUCCUAUUUUUUUGCUCGCAAUAUUUUAUUUUUCUGUAAUAUGUUUGUAUUAAAAAUUAUAUUUGUGAACAAAGAUUUAAUUUUUUAUUUAGUUCCUUUUCUUCAAAAAAAUGCAAGACCAUGUAUUCGCAUAAACCUUGUUAUUCAUAGGUAUAUUUAUCUUGACUCUUAUAGCAUAAUAUAUUAUUAUUGUUUUUAAAAAGAAUUUAUUAUUAAUAUUUUAUAGUAUACUGUAAAAGAUCUUAUAAUUAAAUUGCAAAGCGAUGGAACCUACACCCCCCCCCCCUAGUCAAAGUACAUGAAACCCAUUUAAUAUUUUCACUAUUUUUUUUUACAAGGUACAAACAAAUUAUCAUUACAACAUACAUAUUUUUUUUAAAUGAUUAAUUUUAUCUCCUUCCAAUGCAUACUUUCUCUAGAAUAAUUCAGGCUUUUAAAAAAAAAUAUUUGUUUUUAUCUUUUUUGUAGAAUUUUAUUCAUAUCAAUUAUUACUGCUUUUAAUAUCAACAAUUUUAAAAGAAAUUUUUACCUUGUU